Mesocricetus auratus (golden hamster) is the source of this 2022-nucleotide messenger RNA. Its product is annotated as E3 ubiquitin-protein ligase RNF12-A-like. The transcript has 3 exons. The record is from RefSeq and is a predicted model, not a curated record. The coding region runs from base 9 to 1979 and encodes 656 amino acids. NCBI's taxonomy places the organism in Eukaryota, Metazoa, Chordata, Mammalia, Rodentia, Cricetidae.
UGCAUGAUAUGUUUCCUUAUGAUAUUGAUAGUUACCAGCCGACUCCUUUCAUUCAACAUGAAGUUAUGGCAGAAGAAGAACAAAGAGAACUCUGUUCUUGGGAAGAAACAUCUCUGAAUAAGUCACAAGGUUAUAAUUUCAUGGAAAGAGAGAGUGUUAAUGAUAAUUAUGAGAACCCAGCUCUAACACAUGACCAUUUAUUUUUUGCAAGACUUCUUGGAGAACAAAAUAUGAAGAAGAACCAGAGGCAAGUGGAAAAUUCUGGAUCUAAGUCUAUGUUUAGAAGGUCAAAUAUAUCAGAAGGAAAUGCAACUGACACACUGAUGGAAGUUACAUCCACCAGAAUUCAGACAAGAAGAAGACAGAGAAGUCUAGAUAAUUGGAGAGAAAGACGAUGGAUGGAAAGAGAACUUAUGGAAUAUAACCAGAGGCAAAGGGAAUAUCCACAGUCUGAAUCAAUUUUGGCACAAGCAGGUGAAUCAAAAGAAGAUGAACCUGAAAUAGUGAGGGUAUAUAAUAGACCUCAGAAAAGAACGAGGAGGAACCCCAGACUUCCACAAGUCAACGAUUGGAAUAGAUGUGGAGCAAAGACUUCAGAUGUUUUUCUUAGUGGUGAAUCUGAAAGAGGUCAAUAUACCUUCUUUCAACCAUCUGAAAAAAGGACACAAAGGGAGAUAGUGGAGUGUGGGUUUUGGAAAACAGAAUAUAAGAGUAACACAAACAAUAUCAGUGGAAGGAUGAGAUCUACUUUUAAUAAUAAGAACUUAAAUCCACAAAAUGACCAUGCAUUACUUCCAGGACUUGGAUGUCACGACACGAGUAGAAACAGCCAGAAGCAAAGAGACCAUCAACAACCUAAGUCUACUUUAACACCAGGAGAAGGUAUAACUGAAAUUUUAAUGGACAGCAUAUUGAAUCGAGAUAGAGAAUGUACCAAAAGUGAGAGUCCAGAUGCUGUGAUAGUUGGAGACAUGACUAAAAGUAGGCUACCUCAACCUACUCAGCUUGCAGCUUUAUUGGGAGCUCAUUAUAGUGAAUCAGAUGAAUCUUCUUCCGAUCUUGAAUUUGAUGAGCCUUGUCUGUUGUGUCAACUUCAGUCACGUUUUCCAUUGUGCAGUGAGUUUGAAAUAAUUAGGACACCAAAAAGUUCUUUGUCAUCUUCAACAAGAGAACAAAUAGAGAACACUGCUCAUGGUGGUCAGUCUACAUCUGUAACAUCAACUGAAAAAGAACACACAAAUAUUUCUUCACAUUCUGGUCAGACAGAUAUGCAGAAUUCCAAAAUAUUUUCUGUUGCUCAAACUUCAAAUACUGGUUUAGAUUCUACAGUAACUACAGCUCCCUAUGGAACAUCAGGGCAAAUCAUGACAGAAAUUUUUGAAGGAGAACGUGGUAAUUGCAUUGAUAAUAAUUUAGAAGCUUGUGACUCAUUUUCAAGUGAAAAUAGUAGAAGAGUUCAUUCUGGUGACAGUAAUUCUAGUACAACUUGCCCAUUGGUUUCCUUGUCAAGACCAAGUCAACAGUUUUUGCCUACACGCAUGAUAGAAGAAAGCAGCAUUUUCAGCAAUACAAAUUUACCAGCUGCAUUCCAAAGUAAUGAAUGCAGUAAUGAACCAGUUUUAUCCUCUAACUCACUCUUUGGGACCAGACAAGAAACACAAUUUGCUAACGAAGAAGGAUCUGAAGAUAGUGAUUCUUGGGAAACUUUGCCUGAUUUUAUCAACUAUGAUGACAUUCCUAAUAACCAUACUGAAGGACUUACCAAAGAACAGAUUGGAACAUUCCCAGUAAGAGCUUUUAGUGAAAAUGAUAAAUUAUGUGCCUGCAAUAUUUGUCUUACAGAAUACACAGAAAGUAGUAAGAUUCUAAUGCUACCUUGCUUUCAUGAAUAUCAUGAUGAAUGUAUUCAUCCAUGGCUAUCUGAAAACUCUACCUGUCCUACUUGUCGCAGACAAAUAAUAAAUACUGUUGACACAUAAAUUCUAUUCUGAGUACUUGUCCUCAGAUAAAUAAAUGGUUAAA